AUGAAGAAACUCUUCUCGAGCAUUAUCAAACCACCAUGUACUGUGGAUAUUGAGUUGGAUCCUUCGGAGAAGUUUAAAAACGCCAUCAUUGAAAUGAAUAAUCCAAAAGAUAGAUUUGGAUUGGAAGGUGUUGAACAAAAGCUUAUGGUUUUUGAUAGAGACGAUCCUAUUCAAGGAAAGGUUAAAGUUACUGUAGAUAAGCCUUUUGAUCACUUGGGAAUUACUAUUGAAUUAAUUGGAGAAAUUGUUUCAUUUGUUGAAGGAAAGAAUGUAACUACUUUCCUUUCAAUUUCAAAGGAGCUUGCUCCAGCAACAGCACCAAACAUGAACUUGUCCCGAGAUGCCGAAUAUGAAUUUUGCUUUAAGAGUGUGGACAAGGAAUGGGACAGUUAUCGUGGAAUUAAUGUUGAUGUGAGAUAUUUCUUGAGAGUAACAGUUAAUAGAUCCAUGAAAGUUAUCAAUACAAUUGUGAAGGAACUCGAAUUCUGGGUUCAAAAGAUUGUGGAAAAACCAAGUAAUGAAGAUCCAGGUAUUGGAAUGGAAGUUGGUUUGGAAGGUAUUGUCCUGUUAAGUAUCAAAUAUCAUAGUGUUUAUCAUGAUCUUAAGAAUGGGUGUAUUUUGGGAGAAUUACAAUUCUUCUUGGUCAAUGUUAAAAUUGACAAGGCAGAAGUUAGUAUCAUCAGAAAGGAAACACUAAUUGGUACACCAAGCUUGCAAGGAACAACACCACAAACUACCACAAAUAACGGAUUAGUUGAAGGGCAUUCGGAACAAGAAGUUCUUCACAAAUUUGAAAUUAUUGAUGGCACUCCAGCUAAAGAUGAAAAGGUUCCAGUCAGACUUUUCCUUAAAGCUGUUGAUCCAUGGAAGAUGACAAGUACAUGUGAAAAUGUCAACAACAAAUUCAAUGUUAAAUAUUUCAUUCACUUGGCAUUGUGUGACACCAAGGGAAGAAGAUUCUUCAAACAACGAGAAAUUGUACUCUAUCGUAGUGGUAUUUAA
This is a messenger RNA of Naegleria gruberi, 1002 nucleotides long. RefSeq lists its product as uncharacterized. NCBI's taxonomy places the organism in Eukaryota, Heterolobosea, Eutetramitea, Acrasida, Naegleriidae. Gene Ontology annotation, biological process: retrograde transport, endosome to Golgi; intracellular protein transport. The transcript is spliced from 2 exons. The record is from RefSeq and is a predicted model, not a curated record. Gene Ontology annotation, cellular component: endosome; retromer complex. The coding region runs from base 1 to 1002 and encodes 333 amino acids.